CGCGAAGGCGUCUGUCGGCGUGGUGUCAUUUUCUGCGGACCUUGGGUACAAGAGCGGGAAGGGCCCAGGGCGAGGGGCGGAGCCGCGGCGACCGGCGGGGCCGAGGUAACCGUCUUUUCGUCGAGGUCUCUAGGCUGCUCGGGCUCGGAGGGGUGGGCCCGGGGCCCGCGGCGCGGCCUGUGGCACCGUGGUGGUCGGGCGGCUUGCAGCCGAGCCCCGGGGCGCAGGAAGCCGCUCUUCCUCUCCAGCCCCCGCCCUCCCCGCUCGGCGCACACCUCCUCCCUGACGCAUUUUGCCGCACAAGCUGUAAUAUGGCGGCAGCGACGGCGGCCUCGGCUCCAGGGAGCUAGGUUCGUUUUGGAUGCUUCCAAACCGUGGGACGGAGCGCUGCUGCGUGGAGCAAAACGAUUGGCUCAGUUAUCCUUGGUGGGUUUUUUGUUUUUUAUUGUUUCCUCCAACUUAAAGAUUGAAGUGUUGGAACCAUGGGAAUAAAGGUCCAGCGUCCUCGAUGUUUUUUUGACAUUGCCAUUAAUAAUCAACCUGCUGGAAGAGUUGUCUUUGAAUUAUUUUCCGAUGUAUGUCCCAAAACGUGUGAGAACUUUCGUUGCCUUUGUACAGGUGAAAAAGGGACAGGAAAAUCAACUCAGAAGCCAUUACAUUAUAAGAGCUGUCUCUUUCAUAGAGUUGUUAAGGAUUUCAUGGUUCAGGGUGGUGACUUCAGUGAAGGGAAUGGAAGAGGAGGAGAAUCUAUUUAUGGAGGAUUCUUUGAAGAUGAAAGUUUUGCUGUUAAACACAACAAAGAGUUUCUUUUAUCAAUGGCCAACAGAGGGAAGGAUACAAAUGGCUCUCAGUUCUUUAUAACAACGAAACCAACUCCUCAUUUAGACGGGCAUCAUGUUGUUUUUGGGCAAGUGAUCUCUGGUCAGGAAGUUGUGAGAGAGAUUGAAAACCAGAAGACAGAUGCUGCUAGCAAACCGUUUGCUGAGGUUCGGAUACUCAGUUGUGGAGAGCUGAUUCCGAAGUCUAAGGUUAAGAAAGAAGAAAAGAAAAGGCAUAAGUCAUCAUCAUCAUCAUCAUCCAGUGACUCAGACAGCUCAAGUGAUUCUCAGUCCUCCUCUGAUUCUUCUGAUUCUGAAAGUGCUUCUGAAGAAAAAUCCAGAAAAAGGAAAAAGAAACAUAGGAAAAAUUCCCGAAAGCAUAAGAAGGAGAAGAAGAAGCGAAAGAAAAGCAAGAAAAGCCCAUCCAGUGAAAGUGAAGCGGGAAAUGUUGAUGCACAGCCCCAGUCUACUGUCCGUCCAGAAGAGAUCCCUCCUAUACCAGAAAAUAGAUUUCUAAUGAGAAAAAGUCCGCCUAAAGCUGAUGACAAGGAGAGGAAAAACAGAGAGAGAGAGAGAGAAAGAGAGUGUAAUCCACCUAACUCCCAGCCUGCUUCAUACCAGCGACGAUUCUUAGUUACUAGGUCUGGCAGGAAAAUUAAAGGAAGAGGACCAAGGCGUUAUCGAACUCCUUCCAGAUCUAGAUCAAGGGAUCGAUUCAGACGAAGUGAGACUCCUCCACAUUGGAGACAAGAGAUGCAGAGAGCUCAGAGAAUGAGGGUGUCAAGCGGUGAAAGAUGGAUCAAAGGGGAUAAGAGUGAGUUAAAUGAAAUAAAAGAAAAUCAAAGGAGCCCAGUUAGAGUAAAAGAGAAAAAAAUUACAGAUCACAGACACAUGUCUGAGAGUCCAAAUAGAAAAUUAGAAAAAGAAAAGAAAGUUAAAGACCAUAAAUCUGAAAGCAAAGAGAGAGACAUCAGAAGAAAUUCAGAAAAAGAUGAUAAAUACAACAAAAACAAAGUGAAGAAAAGGGGCAAAUCCAAGAGUAGGAGCAAGAGCAAGGAGAGAUCCAAGAGUAAGGAGCGAGACUCGAGGCACAGUAGACACGAAGACAAGAGGGUGAGGUCAAGAAGUAAAGAAAGGGAUCAUGAGACUACUAAGGAAAAAGAAAAACAGUUGGAUUCUAAAGGGAAAGAUCAGGAAAGGAGUAGAAGCAAAGAGAACUCCAAACAGGUAGAAUCAAAAAGUAACGAACAUGAUCACAGCAAAAGUAAAGAAAAGGAUAGACGUGCACAGUCCAGGAGUAGAGAGCGGGAUCUGACUAAAAGUAAACACAGUUACAACAGUAGAACAAGGGAGCGGAGCAGAAGUAGGGACAGGAGCAGAAGAGCGCGGUCCAGAAGCCAUGACAGAGAUCGCAGCAGAAGCAAAGAGUACCACAGAUACAGAGAGCAGGAGUAUAGGAGAAGAGGAAGGUCACGAAGCCGGGAUAGAAGAACACCAGGACGAUCGAGAAGUAAAGAUAGGAGGAGAAGAAGGAGGGAUUCCCGGAGCUCAGAGAGAGAAGAAAGUCAAAGUAGAAACAAAGAAAAAUAUAGAAGCCAAGAAAGUAAGAGUUCACACAGAAAAGAGAAUUCUGAGGGUGAGAAAAGAUUGUACUCUAAAAGUCGUGAUCAAAAUAGCUCGAAUAAUAACAGGGAAAAGAAAGCUGAUAGAGAUCAAAGUCCAGUGUCAAAAACAAAGCAAAGCGGUCAGGACAAUGAAGUGAAGUCCUCCACGUUAAAAAAUCAAGAGGAUGAGAAGACCAGAUCCCCAGUGGAAAAAGAAAACCAAAAAUCAAAGGGUCAAGAAAAUGACCAUGUACAUGACAAAAAUAAAAAAUGUGAUCAUGAAUCAAGCCCUGGAACAGAUGAAGACAAAAGUGGAUGAGUGAGUUGUGUACACUUAUUUCCUCCCUGUCUCAAAUUUUAAGUUUUCAAGACUUAUUGUUGAACCUUCCUUUGUUUUUUUUGUUGUUUUCAUUGUUUUGGAGUUGUUUUGUUUGUGUCCUUCCCCCCCCCCUUUUUUUUUUUUAAAUGUGGACUUCAUUGAGUUGAUCUUUUGAUAAUCUGCUACCUGGAUAAUUUGUACUGCUAAAGUUUUAAUAAACUUGAAAUGAAAAGAAAAACAACACUUUGGUGUAAUACUGUGUGCUAUGUUAAACUCUUAUGUAUUCAUUUUGGUGUUGCAGCAGUCGAUAGCAGCCUACUUUACUUAGUCGGCACUCGGAAACAAGCUUAACCGUUGGUUGCAGUACAUUGUUUUACAAGCUUGUGUUUCUUUUGAUACAAAUCCCUUUAGAAACCACAUGAAGUUUUGUAUAGCUUUUUGGAUUUUGGUUUUUCAUUUAUAAUUCAUGGGCUUAUAGCAGUUUCCUUAAUUAGCAGAAGCAGGAUCCUUGUGUGAUCUUAAACCUUCACUUGAUUUUACAGUUGUUUGUACUUUACUUUUUUUGUGCUUUAUACCUUAUACUUUACAAUUCCAGCUGUAGCUUGUUUCUACUGUCCACGUUGCUCUUUGAGCUGUAAAAAUGAGAUGAGUGCUGUUUUCAGUUCAUGUGCUGAUUGAGCUUGAGUUGCUGUCAUACAGCAUUUGACAGGAAUUAGACCUUGGAAGACCAGCCUGUAAUUUUCAAUCCUUUGUUGCUUUUGGUGUGAAGAGCUGAAGUUGUUGCUUUUUAAAAACAUGUUAUUACCUUUUUCUACAAUUUGAAAAAUGCAUUUCUCAUUAAAACAUACUACUUGUGUAGGUUCUUAAGCUAGACAGAUUCUAAAAAGCGUUAGUAUUGGAAAUAAGAUUUUCCUAUUUUGGCUAUUAGCCUAUAUCACAUUGAGUGUAAAUUCUGCAUGAUUUUUUUUUUUUUUUAAACUUGGACUAACUUCUCUAAUUCUCAUAGCUGUGAAUAUGAAAUGUCAAGAAGAUGCAUCUUUCUAUAUAUAUACACCAUAAUAGGCUGUAGCAUGUUUGUGACUCUGGUUUCUUUCUGUUCAGAUGGCUUUAGACCAGUUAACAUUAAUGCUGUUAACAUUAUUUUAACUUGGCAUGUAUAACAUUGCCAUAUAGAGUAGGAUAGAAAGUUGCAAAAUAUGAUGCCGUACAGAGUUAAACACUAAACAUAUCCAAAGUCCAUUCAGAAUUUUGUGUGUUGUAUUUUGCUAUUUUUGUGAUGUGUGGCCUUUUAUUCUGUAAUAUCCUUCUAAAUAAAACAUUGAACAUCCAGCAAACACAAAA
This is a messenger RNA of Arvicanthis niloticus (Nile rat), 4082 nucleotides long. RefSeq names its product peptidylprolyl isomerase G (gene Ppig). Gene Ontology annotation, biological process: protein folding; protein peptidyl-prolyl isomerization. Gene Ontology annotation, cellular component: cytoplasm; mitochondrion. Lineage: Eukaryota; Metazoa; Chordata; Mammalia; Rodentia; Muridae. Gene Ontology annotation, molecular function: peptidyl-prolyl cis-trans isomerase activity; cyclosporin A binding. The record is from RefSeq and is a predicted model, not a curated record.